CCUUGACUGACUGGGCACGUUGUGUUCUGUAAACCGGAGGGCCCCGAUGGCUUUGUAUUGUACAGUUAUGGGAGUGCCCGUGCGAACAAACCCUUGAGUCGCAUCUAUGGUUGGUAGUUUGGUUGUGACAAAGUCAGGCUUACAUAUAGAGAAAAACUGGGGCAGCACCCUGCCCAGGUUCGAUCCGUUAUGCGAAACCCAAGACAGCUCAAUGCUUCCACUAAACCGCUCUAUCUCUUGACCCACGCAGGUCUCUUUCUCGCCUUCACGCGGCCAUGCUUCUUUCUCUCCACCCUUCUUGGAUCGCGUGUGACACAACCAGCUACAGCAAACACCAGUCAGCAUAUAUCCUAUAAAACCGGAACCAGUGUGAAGCCACCCAUGCCAGCACUUGCCUCUUCUCAAUGCAGGUUUCAGAGCAGGCUCAUGAACCAUGAGAGCUCUUGAAAUGGCCAACGUAAGGGCCUCCGCCUGCCCUGUGGUACCGCCUCCUUCCACGCGUGCCCAAACAUUGUAUUUGUCCAUGCGACCAGUGGCAUGGAGCGCCCAGACGGCACUCUCGCGAUCAUGAACCCGUCCGAAAUAAUCCGCGAGGGUCUUGCCAUUGACCAGAACCUCCCCAUUGCCCUCCACAAGCCAAGCCCGGGCCGAAGACGAUUUCCUCCUGCCGCUGCCCAAAGACCGCCCGUACUUAUCAAGCGUUUUCUUGACAGUUUCGUUGCUGAAGGCCUGGACACUCCGCUUGAAGUCGUUCAACGCCUGAAUAACCGGGGCAGGCUUGAUUUUCGGGUGAAUCUGAUGUAACCGCUUCACGAUGGCGAGGCACUUUACAUAGUCGGUUGCCUUGACCUGUUCACCGACGGCAUGUCUGAAAUCGUCCAGGGUCUUCCAAGACACGCGCUCGACGGCGUUGGCGGGAAUGGUGGGGAGAUUUCCGUAGAUCCUGAGCAGCUUGUCGAGGGCGAGAUAGCUGUCGUUGAACCGCGAUGUGCGCGAGAAGUAGGAUGGUGAUACUGGUACCGCGCGGGCGUGUCUGGCUCGAAUCGUGCCCUCGAGCUUCACGGAAUCAAUCUCGGGAGCGGCCUGGAAGGACUGGGUGGACAGGCACCUAGAACCCUUGGCGUUUAGUCGCAGUGCCUGAAAUUGUUGCUCGAGAGACCGAGGUCUCACGGCUCCCCGCAUGGCGGCGGCGAGCCCUCGUCUUGUUGUUGGUAUUGAGGCCAUUAUCGCGUGGUGCUAUCUCCCAUCGGAGGGUGUCGGCCUGCCGGGAGCUCGCCACGGAACAACCGCAGGAAUUUUUCCAGUCGUUGGUGAUUGAGCCGGGAGCUCGGGCCACCUCUUUACAUGCCCGUCACAAAGCGGCGGGCAUCGACCUCUCAGCCUCGCGGGUUGGGCAGCGUGGCCUGAGCACCCAGUGUCCCGCACACACGCCCGCAUGUAUUCACUGCCUGCCAGAAAUGGCUUAGCAAAGCAGCAGGGACACACCCCACCAGAACAAUCUACCCCGCCAGAUAAAUUUUAUUACCCUUCGCACAUUGUCGCCUUGACUCCCCUCCAACCCAAUUCCCCUUUCCGAACCUUCACAUCCAGCCAGACAGCGAGCACCGCAGCAAAGAUGGCAUUCGGAAAGCUCUUCACAUACCCGGGCAACCCCCGCUCCACGGCCAUCCGCGCCGUCGCGAAGGCCAACGGCCUCGAUCUCCAGGAGGUUGAGACUGACCUCGCCCAGCCUACCGAGGAGUUCACCAAGGCCAACCCCCUCAAGAAGGUCCCCGCCUUCGUUGGCGCUGACGGCUUCACCCUCACCGAGUGCAUUGCCAUCGCCAUCUAUGUCGCCUCCCAGAACGAGAAGACCACUCUCCUCGGCAAGACCAAGCAGGACUAUGCUUCCAUCCUCAAGUGGAUGUCCUUCUUCAACAGCGAGGUCCUCCCCAAGCUCGGCAACUGGUUCCGCCCUCUCCUCGGCAAGACCACCUACAACAAGAAGGCUGUUGACGAGGCUGAGAAGGAGACUCUCGCCGUCAUCGCCGUAGUCGAUGCUCACCUCGCCAACAACACUUACCUUGUCGGUGAGCGCAUCACCCUCGCCGAUCUCUUCGCCACUGGCUUGAUCGCCCGCGGUUUCGAGUACUUCUUCGGCAAGGAGUUCCAGCAAAAGUACCCCAACGUCACCCGUUGGUACUCUACUGUCUACAACCAGCCUAUCUACUCGGCUGUUGCCCCCGAGUUCGCUCUUCUUGAUGCCCCCAAGUUGACCAACGUCGCUCCCAAGAAGGCCGAGGCUCCCAAGCCCGCUGCCCCCAAGGCUGCCCCCAAGCCCGCUGCUCCUGCUGCCGAGGAGCCCGCUGAGGCCCCCAAGCCCAAACAUCCCCUUGAGGCCCUUCCAAAGGCCACCUUCCCUCUUGAUGAGUGGAAGCGUCAGUACUCUAACGUUGACACCCCCGAGGCCCUCAAGUGGUUCUGGGAGAACGUUCCCUUCAACGAGUACUCCAUCUGGAAGUGCCGUUACAAGUACAACGAUGAGCUUACCCUGACUUUCAUGUCCAACAACCUCAUCGGUGGCCUUAACACCCGCCUCGAGGCUUCCCGCAAGUACCUCUUCGGCUGCGCCUCCGUCUACGGCACCAACAACGACUCCAUCAUCGAGGGUGCUUUCGUCAUCCGCGGUGACGACUACGUCCCCGUCUUUGACGUCGCUCCCGAUUAUGAGAGCUACGAGUUCACCAAGCUCGACCCCUCCAAGCCCGAGGACCGCGAGUACGUGGAUGCUCAGUGGACCUGGGAGAAGCCCAUUGUCGAGAACGGCAAGGAGUACCCCCACGCCUCUGGCAAGGUCUUCAAAUAAACAACCAAAAAUUUCAAGCGCAUUUCGGGCCGGCAGAGGUGGUGUGCUAGACUAUGGGACAUGACUGAUGAAUGGGUUGGACGGGGAAUUACGGGACGGGUUCUGAGCCCAUUUGGUUCAUGUGUGAUUUGAUAUCGCCAAUAGUCAGGUCGCUGAUGAGCGUCGACUAAGCUAGACACUUGCUACUGCGUCCAGAAUAAAGUUCUUUGAUUCCAGUUUGUUUUGUCGUAAAGUAGCAAAUUAGUCAAGAAAAACAAAAAAACACUCAGAAAUAUUGAGAUACCGUGGUG
This is a messenger RNA of Podospora pseudocomata, 3135 nucleotides long. RefSeq names its product elongation factor EF-1 gamma subunit. Bases 1436 to 2845 code for a protein of 469 amino acids. Gene Ontology annotation, cellular component: cytoplasm; nucleus. The transcript is spliced from 4 exons. Gene Ontology annotation, biological process: translational elongation. Gene Ontology annotation, molecular function: translation elongation factor activity. Lineage: Eukaryota; Fungi; Ascomycota; Sordariomycetes; Sordariales; Podosporaceae. The record is from RefSeq and is a predicted model, not a curated record.